AUGGCUACUCAAGCUGGCGCAGACGAUCCUCUUGUUUCCGCCUUGCCGCCGGCCACCGAUUACAUGACUUACCUGACGUUGUUGGAGUAUCAACUGACACCUCACAACCUUCCCACACUGAGCAGACUUCUCAGCGACGAUGAUGGCAAGCUUGCCGAAGAAAUCGGUUGGGAUCUGUUGAAACUUCUCCUUCCUAUGUUGAAAGAUACCCCUGAAGAGGCCAAUCGAUGCUUGGAGAUCGUUGCUCGACGGGGCAAUCCGAGAGAAGUCGUUGUUCGCGUUGCCGAAGAACUAGAGAAGUUGAGUGAUCCAGUCCAGGCCUCUGACAAUGAGGACGACUUCGAAGAGAGAUAUGGCCAAGACGAGCUACCGACGUUCCCGGGUGAAGCACCUCGAGUGCACCUUGGACAGAUGACCCUACAGGGCAUGCCUGCCGCUGUUCCUGCUGAUAAAGCCAGCGGCGAGUCGAGCGCUGUCCAUGAAACAGUGUCGGUCAAGGCAUUGCAGCUGCAAGCACUCUUCAAUAUGUUGGGCAUUCUCCACCCUAGGAUCAAAACACAGUACCCUAGUCGCUUCCUUGCCACGUCUCUGCCGGCCGCCCUGGGUGCUUAUCGGCAGGUUCCCAUCUCAACCGUGACUACUUUCUCAUUUUUGACCAUGCUGGAGAAGAUAUCUGGCAAGAAACGGCCACCUUUGCCGCCUCGCACCAGCACCCAAGGUGAGGGCCCGUCGUCGAGCACACUUCCACAGGAUGUGCCUGCGACCGCAGCACCUUUGCCAGAUCCCGAGGCUAGGGCUGAAGAGGAAGAUACCGGGGUCAGUGAGCCUUCGCAGGGUGAAAAGGCCAUCAUUUUUCGACUACUUGACGCCGUGCUACUCGAAGUUCUAGAUGAAUACAUGUCCUCGCUUGCAGCUCAUGACCAUCCCUCCAUGUCGUGGACCGCUCGUCUACGGGAGUAUCGCGAGCCCAAAAGAGUCGUCCCUGGUAGACUGACAGAGAUUGAGGUCUGGGAGCAAACGCCAGAAUUGAAGGAACGCGACGCCCUUUUGGCGCGGUUCCUCUCAAUCAGCAAACAGAUGCAACUCGACCCAAACCAAGAGAUUACAAAACUAGUCUAUGAAGACGAGGACGAAGAUGUUGGGAACCCCUACCAUGAUAAGGAUAAUGCACCUUCGGAAUACCCGACCACGCCAUCUCAAAUUCCCUUCCCUCGAGCCGGUGUCAUCUUCCUCCAUGCUUACCAAUCCUAUAUGACUCCGUCUGAGGCAGAGGUGCUGCUCACCACCUCUGAGCUGACAAAACUCAUCGCUCACUCAUUUCCCCUCAGCGCAACCCCGUCAAUACCCCUGCCACCGCUACAGGAUUCGCUUCUCUCUCUUCUGUACAAAAGAUCUCUAGCAGUCUCUUCUGCGCCAACAACACCACAGCCCUCUCCGGCCAAAUUCCUCCUUUUGAUAAGCACAUUGACGCAACUCUUUACCAUCACACCUUACCCUUCUCUCCGUGACUCGGCACACUACAUCGCCACAAGACUGCUACACGCGUAUCCCGACCCGACCGUGCGCUUACAGGUCAUUGCGCAAACGCUUCGAGGAGACACGCUCAGCACUAACUGGGCGGAAAUCGAGGAUGACUUGGAGGCGACCGAACCUCCAGCUCCAGGGAUCGAUGAAGAGACGGGGCUUACAAGAAGCACUUCAGCUUUGCAGCCGCAUCCGAUCCCCCUCGCUCCUCCGCAGCAACUCGGGUCAUUGAAGGCUGUAGGGGUGGACUGGCUGAAGGAGGAAUUUUCACAAUGGAUUAGGGCAAGAACGCAAGGCCUGGCUGAAGAGGGGGCCCCAGUGGUCGGUGCUUUGGAUCCUGCGGCAGUCCUUAUGACCCCGGAAGACGCGACCUCGGAGGCAGAGGCGACUGAAGAUAGGGACGACAUAACAGCUGCGUUGGUCGAUCUCCUCUUCCCGCCGGAUAUAGCCACGUUCACUGUCUCCUCCACCUCCUCCACGACAGCAUCAACUUCUGCGACUUUGCCCGAAGAACCAUCCCCUGAUAAAUUGUCAGAAUUUCUUCUCUCAAUGCCCUUCUACAUCUCGACCCUCAAUCUCAUCUGCAUUGUGCUUCCACAUUUACCUUUAUCUCAGCACCCAACCUCGAUGCUCAAAGCUCGGAUUUCUGCUCAUCUGUCAUCCUUGAACAAGGCGCUGGAUUUUGUAGUUGAGUUGCUGGAGCACGCUCAGACAUCGGCUUCAACCACUGCCUCUGGAGAAGGAGGAAUGCGAGGAGGUGCUGGCGACGAGCAAGAGGGAUUCCUAGAAGAAUCGCGUGCUGAUAUAUUCGCGUUGCAAGAUGCCUGUGCCAGGGCCACCGGGGUGUGGGAGAAGGUGAAUCAUGGAUGA
Fonsecaea pedrosoi CBS 271.37 is the source of this 2394-nucleotide messenger RNA. RefSeq lists its product as uncharacterized. Gene Ontology annotation, biological process: cellular response to oxidative stress. The record is from RefSeq and is a predicted model, not a curated record. The coding region runs from base 1 to 2394 and encodes 797 amino acids. The transcript has a single exon. NCBI's taxonomy places the organism in Eukaryota, Fungi, Ascomycota, Eurotiomycetes, Chaetothyriales, Herpotrichiellaceae. Gene Ontology annotation, cellular component: cytoplasm.